AACUACAACAAUAUCAACAGCAACAACAGCAACAGCAGCAGCAGCAGCAGCAGCAGGUUGGUAAACAUCAGCCAAACGGGGCGGUGCUGACGGGCAUGCAGCCCCACUAUAUACGUGGUCCACGCCCACCGAUGCGUACUGCCUCCUCAUCGACAACGACCACCACCAACAGCAGCAUCAACUCUGGCAUGGGUGCAACCGGGCCCGGUGGCAAUAUGCUGCUCGAUCAGACGCCAUCGGGCGGCAGCAGCAGCAGCGGAGUCAGCAGUGCGCCCAGCUCCUCCAAGGGGCACAUACACGCCCACUCGCAUGGCCACAUGUCGAGCGCCCACGGCGAGAGCUUAGCCAUGAGCUCCACAUUGUCGGCGUCCCAGCAGCAACAACAGCAGCAGCAGCAGCAGCAGCAAGUGCCACAGGCAGCCAUCGACGAGAUGCGCGUCUGAUAGGUGUCGGUCUUUGAGUUGGACUUAUAGUCAUCAACGGGGUCCAUAGAGACUUUACGUGUCGAAACGCCUGAGGAGUUCUAUGCCCUCAAAGAGGCGCAAAAACUGAACGGCCCCGAUGACAGCCAAC
Drosophila navojoa is the source of this 573-nucleotide messenger RNA. It is a transcript of the gene Nlg4, whose product is annotated as Neuroligin 4. Lineage: Eukaryota; Metazoa; Arthropoda; Insecta; Diptera; Drosophilidae. The record is from RefSeq and is a predicted model, not a curated record.